This is a messenger RNA of Aegilops tauschii subsp. strangulata, 2597 nucleotides long. Its product is annotated as probable beta-D-xylosidase 2. Gene Ontology annotation, biological process: xylan catabolic process; arabinan catabolic process. The record is from RefSeq and is a predicted model, not a curated record. Gene Ontology annotation, molecular function: xylan 1,4-beta-xylosidase activity; alpha-L-arabinofuranosidase activity. Lineage: Eukaryota; Viridiplantae; Streptophyta; Magnoliopsida; Poales; Poaceae.
UCCACAAAAGACUCGCAAGAAAACCAACCACCACCACCAUGCGGCGCCACCGCCUCCUCCUGCCGCUCCUCAUGCUCGCCGGGGCGGCGGCGGUCGUCGCCGCGCGCCCACCGUUCGCUUGCGCGCCCGGUGGCCCGGCGACGUCGAUGGCAUUCUGCCGGCGGUCGCUGCCGCUGCGGGCACGCGCGCGGGACCUCGUGGCGCGGCUGACCCGGGCCGAGAAGGUGCGCCUCCUGGUGAACAACGCCGCCGGCGUGCCGCGGCUGGGAAUCGCCGGUUACGAGUGGUGGUCGGAGGCGCUCCACGGCGUGUCGAACACCGGGCCUGGGGUGCGGUUCGGCGGCGCGUUCCCGGGCGCCACCGCGUUCCCGCAGGUCAUCGGCACCGCCGCGUCGUUCAACGCCUCGCUCUGGGAGCUCAUCGGCCGGGCGGUGUCAGACGAGGGGCGAGCGAUGUACAACGGCGGUCAGGCGGGCUUGACCUUCUGGAGCCCCAACGUGAACAUCUUCCGCGACCCGCGGUGGGGCCGCGGCCAGGAGACGCCAGGCGAGGACCCCGCCGUCUCCGGCCGCUACGCCGCCGCCUAUGUCCGCGGCCUCCAGCAGCCCUACGGGGGCGGAGGUCGCCACGGCGGCCACACGCGUCUCAAGACCGCCGCCUGCUGCAAACACUUCACGGCCUACGACCUCGACAGCUGGUCCGGCACCGACCGCUUCCACUUCAACGCCAUCGUCACGCCGCAGGACCUCGAGGACACCUUCAACGUCCCCUUCCGCUCCUGCGUCGUCGACGGCCGCGCUGCCAGCGUCAUGUGCUCCUACAACCAGGUCAACGGCGUGCCCACCUGCGCCGACGAGUCCUUCCUCCGCGGCACCAUCAGGGGCAAGUGGCACCUCGAGGGGUACAUCGUCUCCGACUGCGACUCCGUCGACGUCUUCUACCGCGACCAGCACUACACCAGGACCCACGAGGACGCCGUCGCCGCCACGCUCCGGGCUGGCCUCGACCUCGACUGCGGCCCCUUCCUGGCUGUGUACACCGAGGGCGCCGUCUCGCAGCGGAAGGUGACCGACGCCGACAUUGACGCCGCUGUCACCAACACCGUCAUCGUGCAGAUGCGCCUCGGGAUGUACGACGGCGACCUGGCCACGCAGCCGUUCGGCCACCUCGGUCCGCAGCACGUGUGCACGCCCGCGCACCAAGAGCUGGCGCUGGAGGCGGCGAGGCAGAGCGUGGUGCUCCUCAAGAACGACGGCACUGCGCUGCCGCUCUCACGAGCCGCGCACCACACAGUCGCCGUCGUCGGCCCGCACUCCCAGGCCACCGUGGCCAUGAUCGGGAACUACGCCGGUCAGCCGUGCCGGUACACCACGCCGCUGCAGGGCAUCGGCAGGUACGUGAAGACCACAUUACAUCAGGCGGGCUGCACCGACGUGGCAUGCCAAGGCGGCAACCAGCCGAUCGCCGCUGCCGUCGACGCGGCCCGCCGUGCUGACGCCACCAUCGUCGUCGUUGGCCUCGAUCAGAAGGUCGAGGCCGAGGGCCUGGACCGGACAAGCCUGCUCCUUCCUGGUCGCCAGGCGGAGCUCGUCUCCGCGGUGGCGAAGGCCUCCAAAGGGCCGGUGAUCCUCGUCCUCAUGUCCGGCGGGCCCGUCGACAUUGCUUUCGCGCAGAAGGACCGGAAGAUCGCUGGCAUCCUGUGGGCAGGGUACCCCGGCCAGGCCGGCGGGCAGGCGAUCGCCGAUGUAAUCUUCGGUCACCACAACCCAGGAGGGAAGCUGCCGGUGACAUGGUACCCACAGGAUUACCUGCAGAAGGCGCCGAUGACAAACAUGGCGAUGCGGGCCGACCCGGCGAGGGGGUACCCCGGACGGACGUAUCGGUUCUACACUGGCCCGACCAUCCACCCGUUCGGGCACGGCCUCAGCUACACCAAGUUCACCCACACGCUCGCGCACGCGCCGGCGCAGCUCACCGUCCAGCUUGCCGGCCACCACGCCGCCGCCGCCGCCUCCUCCCUCAACACAACGAAGCAUCUUGGCCAUGCCGCUGCCGAUGUGCGUGUCUCGCACGCGCGGUGCAAGGGCCUGAGCAUCCCGGUCCACGUGGACGUGAAGAACGUCGGAGACCGGGACGGCGCGCAUACGGUGCUCGUGUACGCGUCCCCUCCGGCUGCGGCCGCCGCGGCCCACGGCGCGCCCGCUCGUCAGCUGGUUGCGUUCGAGAAGGUGCACGUUCCCGCCGGCGGCGUGGCCCGCGUCGAGAUGGGCCUCGACGUCUGCAACGAACUCAGCGUGGCCGGCCGGGACGGGGUCCGAAGGAUCCCCGUGGGCGAGCACACGCUGACGAUCGGCGAGCUAACCCACUUGCUCACGCUGGGGGUCGAACAACUAGCAGUGUAGUGGCUAAGGAUUCAGACAUUAGCCAUGGAUGUCAACAACAAGUGUUGGAUAGUUGGGAAUUGGAUUUUCAUGGUGCCAGCUACUGUCUCCGCAAAGGUGGAGAGAGGGAUUAGAACUGCACCUGAUUACUAAAAUUGUUCUACGCACUGCAAACGAUUGUGAAACUGGAAGCAAUACAAAGAAUCAUUGUUUCUA